GUUUGUCGGUGGUGGCGCUCCAGUCUCGGUUCUGGCUCUGGACUCUGAUUGCUGCUGGCUGGCGGCGGUUUGCUUGCUUGCUUGCUUGCGUUCGUUCGUCGAAAUGGCAAUGUUGGCAUUCUUGCUUUGAAUGUCAAACAGUGCGGUUGUCUCUUUUCGGUGCUCGUAGUUUAACACCAAAAAAGUAAAGCAACAGUUUUAUAACAAUUACAUAUAUACAUAGAUAUAUAUAUAUAUAUUUUUUUUAAAUAAUUAAAUGCCACACUUUGCAAACGGUUCUAACGAAUUAUAUUCUUAAUUUUCAUAAUCUAAAAAUAGGAAUUUUUCAUUUACAUAAAUUACAGUACUUAAAAACGCAUUCUAAGCGAAUCAAAAAAAAGUUUUGUACUGAGCAAAGACUGUUCGACGUUUCUUCGUAUAACGAUUGAUUGCGUAGCUACGCCGCGUAAACGUUUGCAUAGUUUAGUUUGGAACAUUCUGGAACAGUUUGAAAAGCAUUUGAAAACUCGCGGCAGUGCUUUUCAAAACUUAAUACAUACAUGCUUACAUACGUACUUAAGUAAAACGCGACAUCGUAAUAACGCAAUUGCAUAAGUCGCUUAAGGCUCGUGAAACAUACUUAAAAAAAAUAUUCGGCAAAAUAUUCGUUUAAGCACUGCGCACGAAAUUCGCAACCCAUCGGAAUUGAUUAACGAAAACGCAAACACAGAGGCCGAGUCAGAAUCCAAAAGAACAUAAAAGUCGAAGAAUAUCGGAUAUUGCGUUUGGAAUAUUGCGGAGCUGUUGUCACCUUUGCGAACAUGAGUUUCCACAAGAGUGAUUCACGCACGCCGCUGGCGCCAACAUCAUACACCAAAAUCCCGACAGUAUCGGCGAGCUAUGACAACGAGACGCACACCGGUUCGAGGAGUAGCGCGAUCAACUCGAGUCAGCCAAAAUUCAUACGUUCGGAUAUGGUUGAUGUGCCGGCUCAGCAGGCCGCCGGAUCCACGUUGCCAUUGGUGUUGACACGAAAGAAAGGCGACGAAGAGGAUGUCAAUUAUAAUCCGUUCGAGCACCGGAAAGUGGAUCAUCCGACCUCCGACAUAGAGACCUUCGUGCAUCUGCUGAAGGGCUCACUCGGUUCGGGUAUCCUUGCCAUGCCUAUGGCCUUCAUGAAUGCCGGUCUAUGGUUCGGUUUGGUGGCCACCUUCGCUGUCGGCACCCUCUGCACCUACUGCGUACACAUACUCGUCAAAUGCGCGCACAUCCUUUGCCGGCGGCGUAAGAUCCCCAUGAUGGGUUUCGCCGAUGUGGCCGAGCAAGCCUUCCUCGACGGUCCGCCCGGUUUGAAUCGCUGGUCUCGUUUCAUCCGUUUCAUAGUGAAUGUUUUCCUGGUGAUCGAUUUAAUUGGUUGCUGUUGCAUUUACCUCGUAUUUGUCGGCACGAACGUGAAGGCGGUGUUGGAUGAGUACAUGGCGGAAGCGUUGAGCAUACGUGUGUGGAUUGUGAUUGUCACCUGUCCACUGCUGGUAAUGUGCCUCAUUCGCAACCUGAAAUUCUUGACACCCUUCUCGAUGUUCGCCAACGUGCUGAUGUUUGUGGGCAUUGUGAUUACAUUCAUCUAUGUGUUUGACGAUUUGCCAGCACCGGACGAACGCGAUGGCAUUGUGGCACCAGUGCAGUGGCCACUCUUCUUCGGCACUGUGAUCUUUGCGUUGGAAGGUAUUGGUGUAGUAAUGUCGCUGGAGAACGACAUGAAGAAUCCGUCGCAUUUCAUCGGCUGCCCCUCGGUAUUGAACUUCGGCAUGGGUGUUGUCAUCUCGCUCUAUACGCUGGUUGGCUUCUUUGGCUACUUGAAAUAUGGCGCUGAUACACAGGGCAGCGUUACGCUGAAUCUGCCCAAGGAUGCGAUUUUGGCGCAAUCUGUGAAGCUCAUGAUUGCCACCGCUAUCUUCUUCACCUUCACGCUGCAGUUCUAUGUGCCAGUCAGCAUCAUUUGGAAGGGCAUUUCGCACAAAAUCUCUGAGGAGCGAAAGAACAUAAGCGAAUAUGCGCUGCGCAUUGCCUUGGUGGUGCUCUGUGGCGCUAUCGCGGUUGCGUUACCCAACUUGGGUCCCUUCAUUUCGCUGAUCGGCGCUGUGUGCCUUAGUACGCUCGGCAUGAUCAUACCGUCGAUCAUCGAAUUGGCUGUGUAUCGCGAGGAACCCGGCUACGGGCGCUUCAAGUGGCGUUUGUGGAAGGACAUCGGCCUGAUUAUCUUCGGCAUUGUCGGCUUCGUCACUGGCCUGUACGUGAGCAUACUCGAGUUCCAUGCCGAGUUCAGUGGCGGCCAUGUUGGAGGCCACUCCUCAUAGAUCGCACAUGGCUUAGCGUCGUGACCUGCAGUAUCACAAAAUCAUAAAAUUAAUAAUGAGCGAUAAUAAUACAUAAUGAUAUACAUACAUAUAUACAUACAUACUUAGCGUUAGUUACGUAGUGUAGAAUUCGAAGUAAAACGAAUUAAACCAAUUGCAACUUUAUGUUAAUGCGCGGAGACUUUGCAUAUCGGCAAGAUGAUUUUAACAAAACCAAAAUAAGCGAAAUUUUCAAGUUAACAGAUUUCAAAAGUAAAAAAAAACGUAGCAAUAUAAGCAAAGAAAUUAACAGUAACCAUUUGCAUAACUAAGAAACAAAACAAAAAUCUUGCACAAAAACCAAAAAAAAAAAAACAGAACAGAGAUGAAAAUUGAACAAAUUACCGUUGAAGUUUGUAGCGAGAAUUGCAAUGGGCUAAACACAGUUGAUCUACAUAUUAUGUAUAGUAAUGUAAGAUUUUUAUUUAGUUUGUAACGAAAAAUGUUUGUAUGUAGGAAUUUUAGUUUCAGUUGCCGCCGCCCAACAGCAACAGCAGCAGCUGGCUGGCUGGCUUGCCAACGGCGGGCGAGCGGGCGCGGCAACGGGAGAGUAGUAACCAGGUAGUCGUAAUAAUGUAGUAUUUUUUGUUCCUUCGCCGGCCGCGUCCGACUGUGCCCGGCUGGCGAAUUGCAAUUGGUCUGUGAAGCUUUGUUUUUUUCUUUUGUGUCUGCAAAGAAACAAAGAAUUUAUUAUUAUUUCAAUUAAUACUAAUUUACUAAACAUUUUUUUUUAUUUUUAACCGAAGUAUUCACUUUGUGUGGUUAACAUGGCUGUUAGCGCAGAUUACCGUAGUACAGAUAGUCUGUGAAAAUAUUUUAAAGUAAAGUUAAUGGAAAUGGAAGAAUGCUUUAAUUUAUGAAGUACCCAAUAAUUGUAGCCGGAAUUGUGACUAUGCAGUGACGACGUCCUUAGUGUUUAUUUCAUACAUACAUACAUACUUAAUUAUUUGAUGGCUACCCUGCAAACCUAGUAGGGAAAUCUUAAAGAAUUACAAAAAAAAAAUACAUAGGUGUCUGAAAUGAAAUGUAGUUUGAUACUUUUCAAAAUUUCGCAGGGAAAUUGGUAAAGUAAUGAUAACAGUGCUGCGCUCGGACGAAAUCUCUAAGAAAUUGUACAGAAAUUUCUUUUCGAUUUUCUUUGAAAAUUCGUAAGCAAAUCGUUACAGAAUUCGUAAGACAUUUCUGAUACUCUUAAAGAUUUCGCUAAGAUUUUGGAAACUUUGGUUUGCGGGGUAAUUUCGCUGCUUUUAGUUCAACAUAGAGACGUUUUGCUUUUAGUUUUGAAUAUGAAAAAAAAAACAAAAACUUUACUCGUAUUUGUCAGUUAGAUAAGCAUUGAAAGUGGUUUCGUAAACGAAUGAAUUUAUUGUAUUUUGCCUUCGACGCGUUUGACGCCAGCGAGUAGCGAGUAGCGAGCAGCGAGCAGCAAACGUGGCCACAUGACAAAUUUACUAACUUAUUUUAAAGUAUCUAUUGUACUACUACAUAAAACUAUUGAUUGUUGCAAAUGUUCCUAACACUAACACACACACACUUGUGUUGUUAAUAUUUUAAAAUAAGUCAUUCAGGGUUUUCGCAAAGUUAAAAAACACAUUCUCACCACUUAACACACACGCACACGCACACAUAUAAACAUACAAAAGUACAUGCGCGUGUAUACAGCAUUGGCAAAAAGUAAGGGUUAAGUUCAAGAUACAACAAC
Molecule: messenger RNA, 4077 nt
Organism: Rhagoletis pomonella (apple maggot)
Lineage: Eukaryota; Metazoa; Arthropoda; Insecta; Diptera; Tephritidae
Product: proton-coupled amino acid transporter-like protein CG1139
Exons: 6
Coding region: 801-2336 (511 amino acids)
Biological process (GO): amino acid transmembrane transport
Cellular component (GO): vacuolar membrane
Molecular function (GO): amino acid transmembrane transporter activity
Source: RefSeq, a predicted model, not a curated record